CCGUGAAUGCUGUUCCUUUGAGAUAGAAUAUUUAGACAGAGGAUCAAUCGGUUGCAAACGUUUUCUCUUGGUUCCUUAACAAUGCGUACUCGAAAUUAUUCUCAAUAUGUGCACAAUAGAUAGAGCGAGCAGUACAAGUAUCGAUGAAAGAAAAUUCAAGAUUGUCAAAGUACAAUAAUUCCGAAGAAAUUUGUAUUGUAUAGGGGGCAGCACCUCCUUGAUGAUAUUGCUGGCGCCAUCUACCAAAAAUUGCCCAAGUUUAUCGACGAAUUAGUUCCAAAUUAAUUUUGCUCUUAUAGAGGAUAGCAGCCUCGUUCUCAGAAAUUUCUUGAAAAUAUUCCAAAACAUUCAUUUAUAACGAAGUGAUAAUUCUACAUAAUUAAGAUGUUUUUCUUUGGAUAUUACUUACAUGAUGCAAUAUUUAAUAUUCCACUUACUUCUUGAAUUAAUUUCUAUUGGAAUUAUGAUACAAUAAAGUUCCCUCGAACUUUUCAUGGAAUGUUAUUUAGAACGAGUGCAUAAAAGUGACAUUUGAGUGCAUUUUCUUAGCGAGUGAUUUCUCCUGUAUUUGUUAAUCUGUUUGCUAUUUUUUCACUUCAAUUAUUGUAGUAUACACUGUAAGAAAUGCACCUGAACUCAUUGCAGUUGUCAGUUAUCUAACCUCUAUAGAAAAGAACUGUUUAUCCUCUAAGUUUAAAUUUAAUAUCAUUGAAUGAGAAUUAAAAAAUGAUUAUUUCGUUUUGAGAUGUUGUACCAAGAUUCACCGUUUUCGACCAUGUAUGGUCAGGAUGAUUAUGAUAUUGAUGAAGACAACGAGGAGUAUUUAGAAGAUGAUCGUGACGCAGAAGAACAAGAUGAAAGCGAUGAAGACACCGAAGAAGCAAGUGAAACGGAUGUGGGAAAGUCCGAAGAAUAUACAGAAAUAAAAGAACAAGUAUAUCAAGAUAAAUUGGCCAGUUUGAAGAAACAAUUGCAGCAACUGAAGGAUGGUACCCAUCCUGAGUAUAAUCGGAAGUUAAAACGCUUGGAGGCUCAGUACAAAGAAAGACUAAGGUUGAAUACAAUUUACCGGGAAUACCUAACCGAAUCGGUGGAAAGGGACUACAUAUUGGAGAAGAGAGCAGCAGUUAAGGAAUUCGAAGAAAAGAAAAUUGACCUGAAGGAGAACCUGCUAACCGACAUGGAAGAGAAAAGGAAAAUGAUAGAAAGCGAUCGUCACACUAUGGAACUCACAGGCGAUUCGAUGGAGGUGAAGCCUGUAAUGACACGAAAACUGCGUAGACGUCCUAACGACCCUGUUCCCGAAAAGGUAGAAAAACGAAGAAAACCUCCUCCCGCGCAAUUGAAUUAUCUCUUAGACGAAAAAGAGAUUGAGAGCGAUUUAAAAGCUAUUAGCCGCGGUAAAGUACUGCCCACUGUUCGAAAACCAGUAAAUAUGCCUUCGCAACAUAUUCCUCCAGCUUCCGAGACGCCAUUAGUAGAGACUAGGAUAGAAGAUGGAAAACUUCUACACGAGAGGCGAUGGUUUCACCGUGGUCAACCAGUCUACGUCGAAGGGAAAGAUAUGUCAAGAUUCGCAGCAAAUAUUUCUGCCAUCGGAACCGAGGCUAUCUGGGUGAAGAAGGUUUCGGACGGGAGCAAAGUUCGGAUAUACAUAUCUCAAUUGAGUCGUGGGAAGAUAUCGAUUAAAAGAAGAGCGUCCUAGUGGGGAACUGAUCGCUAAUUAGAGCGGAAAAGUGUUCAGUUAUUGUUAAGCUUGUGAUAUACUAGACUAAUAGAUUUGUACGUCUAUUUUCGAAAUCAAAUAGAGUUUUUACUGUACUUGUCUUUUGCAACCAAUAAAAUUAAAGCUUUCGGUGACACUGGAAUGGUAA
This is a messenger RNA of Megalopta genalis, 1874 nucleotides long. Its product is annotated as sin3 histone deacetylase corepressor complex component SDS3. The record is from RefSeq and is a predicted model, not a curated record. NCBI's taxonomy places the organism in Eukaryota, Metazoa, Arthropoda, Insecta, Hymenoptera, Halictidae.